AUGGGAGGUAUCCCACAUAUUCCCACAUAUUCCCACAUCAGUCACAGCCACCAGUCGCCAGGCUGUGAUGCUCCCUGUUUGUAUGGCAACGUGACUCUGAGUUGCCAGGCUCGGAUUGGCUACCGCCACCGUGUCGCAUACAAGAAGAAGGAUGAUGGCUGCCUCCGAGCCUAUUGGGAUGUCAUGGACGAGUGCCCAGUUUGCCAAGAUUGUUUGGCAGUAAAUGCUGGAUGCAACAGAAGCAAAAUGGACUGCAGUGGUGAUCCUGACCACGAAAAGUGGGAUGAUGCCACCAGAGAGUUCUGCUGUUUGAAGCAGGGCAAGGCAUGUCCAUCAUUGAGGGCAUCACCUGUUAAGGUGAAGCAGACAUUCUUUGACUGCGAGGACCAUUUCUGGGAUUGGACCUCGUCCUGGAGCAAGGAGCAGAAGGAUUGGUGCUGCAAACACCAAAAGAAAGGGUGCAAAGGGAUGAGAGAGAGCAAAGCACCGCGUAGCAAGGCUCACAUCCCAGAUGCCGACUUCCAGAUCAUUUUGAGUGCAGAGCAGAUGCUGAAAAGGCAUGGAUUCACCUGGGAAUCUUUGCGAACACCUGGGCCAAGUGAAAGCUCAGUGUCACGCUUCACCAAGCCCUUCAGAUGCGAUGUUGCCCUGGACAACUUCCAUGCGGCUUGGAGUCAGGCGAAGAAGGCUUGGUGCUGUCAGAACGAGCAAAAAGGCUGCUCUUUGCAAGAGCCAGCGCUGCAAUUGACCUACGACUGUCGCGGGGACACGAUUAAUUGGCCAAGAGCCAAGAGAGACUGGUCGACCCAACACGGCAUCAGACGGGCUUUCCGGGGUUGCUCAUACAGGGGAGAUGAUGAAGUUUGUUCAGACCUUGCGGACGCCAAGAUUUCGAAAAACCCAUACCAGCACAGAGACUUGGCUGAUCUUGGCCAAUAUGCGGACUCCUUAUCGACGACGUGGAAAUUAAAGCAGCAGCAUUCGCAGACACCUGCACUGCCAGAAUGCCCUUGGGCAGAAAAGAUCUACCACCGGCGCCAGGUGAUCCUGCAGCGUCGCCGCGAACUCACGUCGCCGGUGAAGCACGUGCAGCUGAAAGAGACUGCAAGCUGCUAUGAGAGUGACCUAUUGCAGAUGAUGCAACGACUGAAGGGCGUCAGUGGCGUCAGAGACCAAUGCUCUGCGAAAGAUGAUGAGAACUUGAACUCCAUGGAGUUACAUCUGAAAGCCAUGUCUAACUGGGCCAUUGCUGAGGAUGUGAAGAGCGCCAUGGAAAUGGUCACAGGAGAGCUGGAAGCCGAAUAUGAGAAAAUUGUUGAAGAUCAUAUCACCAUCACAGUUGGCCAGAGUUGGACAGAUCGUUUGGUGAGUGUUGCAAAGUCAGUGACAGAGGACAUCGCGGGCGAAAUUCCGGUUGUUGGCAACGUCAUUGAGAAGGCCAUCGAUCUCUUUUGGCCAGAGAGUGAGGACGUCUACGAUAUUUGGCAGCUGAUUGUUGGGGAGGUGUCAGACUUGGUGGAUGUCAAGAUCUUGGCUUACGAGCUCGGUGACCGCUAUGCCGACCUCUUGGCUUUGAAGCGGGACAUGAGGCGAUACAGCAAGAGCAAAUCCACCAUCGACCGCGGCAACUUCCUGAGCAUCGCCUUGGCCAAAGUGGAGGAUAUCGUGGCCCAUCUCACGGUUUCCAGCAACAAACUCCAGUUGCUGCCACUGACGAUUGCCACGGCAACCAUCCAUUGUGUUAUUCUGCGGGAGAGAGUCAUUCAUGGCCCCUCCCUUUAUGGUGUCUUUGAUUCGUCAUGGUCUUUGGAACUGCAGUCAUCAGUGGCAUUCUAUCAAAGCUUCUUCAACUACACCUAUGGUGAGUGGUUCACAUGGAGGUCCGGCAAAGUUGAGACAAGUUCACAAAUGAAUGGAAGGAGACGCGGCUAUUGCUCAGCCAGCACCAAGGACACACUAACUGGAACAGAGUAUGACCUCUCUUGGGCCGGGGAGGCGUCAGACGACUCCAAAUGUGCAUCUGCGGCAACUAUGCAGAAGUCUCGUUUCGUGCGAGACGUUGCACGCUCCAUCGUUACGUCAUUAAGGACGGUGAUGUAUCUUCAGCGUUAUGUCCCUGGCAUGGAGACUGAACCUGUUGAGGUACUCCCAGCCAUCAAAUAUGUCAAGCUUGGACCCUUUGCAUACGUCUCUCAGCCUGUCUCCAACCUGCAAGUGUCGUACUCGGAUGAUUUGCCCACAGCUGCAACAAAUUGUGAUGCUGGUCCUGGUGACAUCACUAAAGUCACAGUUCGAUCUUACAAUGUCGUGGAUGGUUUCCAGAUCUACUAUGCUGAUGGGGGCCAAUGCAUCGGUGGCGCUAAUGGGGGAAAUGCUGAUGAUUUCGACCUCUCUGAUAGCAGGUACAUUACCAAACUCCAAUUUCACUUCAACGAGCCUGAGAUCGCACGCCUGGAGAUGAGCCUUUCAGAUGGCACUUCUGCCAGUUUUGGGCAGGGUGGUGGGGAUGUGGUUGAAGGCUAUGUUACCGACGAUGGCUCCUACAAAUUGGUUGGAGGUGUUUUAGGAUCAGCUCACAACAGCUACCUGGGCUACUUCGAACCAAUCUACGAGUUCACAGAUCUCAAAGUCUGGAGCAGCGAGCUGUUUACUUCCGACAGCAUGAAGAGUGGCGAGACACUCACCGCCAUCAGCGGCCUAGGGUCUGCCAAUGGAAUGUACAAAUUCGUGGUUCAGGACGAUGCCAAUCUGGUGAUUUAUGAUAUCUAUGACCGUGCAACUUGGGCUAGUGACACCGAUGGCAAGUGCCCAGAUGAAUCUCCAAAACUUGUACUUCAAACCAAUGGCAACUUGGUGCUGCUCUGUGGUACCAGCACCAUUUGGGAAUCUGGAACAGCGACAGAUCAGGAGAUUUGCCGCAUGCUGGCCAUGCAGAAUGAUGGCUCACUGGCCAUGUACAAUGUGAGAAAUCAAUCAGGCGUUUGGUCCAGCGAUGGCGGCAUUCCCUUGGGUUUUGGACCCGACAAUCUAACCAGUCCUGAUGUUCUGAUGGUCGGACAGCGAAUUGUCCAGGCCUACUACUUGCAGUAUGAGUUGGCAAUAGAUGCCGGAAAACUCGUUUUGCGACAAUGGCAGAAGAGUACGAUUUGGAGUGCUGGUGCUGGUUGUGACUCAAGUUACACUGAACCACAUCUGAAAAUGCAAGAGGAUGGGAACCUAGUAUUGUAUUGUGAUGAAGGGGACACUGUGGCCCCUUGGGCCACAGAUACAACAGACUCGUCUUUAACGUCGCUCAGUGGUGUCAACGUCCUCUACUUGAUGCCAAACGGAGACUUGCAGAUACGCAACAAGCGGGGCGAGCGGACGUGGACAUCAGUUGUCUUCACUCGACAGGUCAUUGGAAGCGCGGCCAGCAGUCGCCGGCCAUCUUCCGAAGCAACGGAGGAGAUCAGUGAGUUGAAGCCGUCGUCUACCAGCAUGGAACGUCGUGAAAAGUACAAGGCCGAGAGCCAGAGUGGUUUGGAAGAUGAUGAGGCUGACGAUGAUCGACGUUCUCCCAGGGGGUCCAAGCAGAUCAGGCGGCGAUUCCUCCGCCAGGCUCGCCCAGCUGGCGAGGUUCAGUUUGAAGAGUCCUUUCCUGUCAAUUUUCGCAUCUUUGACAAGAGGCGCACCUGCCAGUUCUUGGGCGACAGCGAUGAAGAGGAGGAACCUGAGUCUUCGGAUGAGUCCACCUCUGAAACCGAAUCAGAUGAUGACACCAUUGAGCAGCCACAAGAUGAAAGCAGAGUGGAGGUUUUCUACCAGUUUCAGCAAAGCGAUGAAAUUGCUCGCCGGGACUUACCAAAGGCAUUGGAGGCUUUAGGGUUUAUGUGUCCUCAAGAAGCCUGGCUUGCAGCUGCCUGGAAAUCUGUCAAAUUACCACAGGAAGCUCCACCAGAGAUGAUCGUGGAGGUCCAACAAGUGGAAAAAGUCGACUUGGAAGAUUUCUUGAAGAUUGUACAGGCCUAUGAGAACCGGCACCACCUGGAAUUUGCCACAGCCUUCGCGACUUGUGACAAGAAUGGCUCUGGCGUGGUCGAGAGUUCGGAGUUGGCUGACUUGCUGCUGAAUAUGAGUAUCGAGCCAAUGUCACACGUUCUCGAUGAAGUCAUCGAUGAGGUGGACACCAGCGGUCUGGGUACUCUGAACCUGGACGAGUUCAAGUCCAUCAUGCAACUGAUUCAGAUGCGGGAGGGUUUCAGCAAGAGCGAGUAUGAGGAAUUCAUUGCGGUUUUUCAGCGCUUUGACCGUGACAACUCCAACGAGUGUGAUGCUGCUGAAUUGGCCUCUAUUUUGAACUGGUUGGGCUUCGCCUGGUCGCGUGAUCGUAUGAAGGCUGUUCUGAAGGAGGUGGAUGUUGACCAGAGCGGCUCACUGGACUUGCGGGAGUUCAUUCUUUGCAUGCGAAAGGUGAGGGAGGUGGAACUUAAGGCGGUGAAGUUCCUUGGAUCACAGAUGGACAUAACUGGAUUCAGGUUAGUGAAAUAUGGUAAUUUACCCAGAUAUAUGCAGUUUCAGUGGCAUCAAAGCCCAAGACAUGAUCAGGGUCCCCUAAGGAAAGCCAUGGCGGAUGCAGAUGCAGAUGGGAACGGGCUGAUCUCCAAGUCAGAGAUGCCGGAUUUGCUAAAAGGUUUGGGAUAUGAUCCCUGGGAUGUCCACGUUAUCCUGGAGGCUCAGCGGAGAGCUGGGUUGGAGGAGGAACAAGAGCUUGAACUUGGUCAGGUUUGGCAGGUGCUGACGGUCUAUCGAAGGUAUGAUGGUUUUACAAUGGCGCAGUGCGAAAAGUUCCAUGAAAUCUUUGAGGAGCACUGUGACUGUGACAAGGAAACUGGAGAAAUUGGAGAGAUGGAAAGCAUUGAAGUCCCCAAAGCCUUGCGCAGCCUGGGCUUCAAGAUCACCUUCGAGGUGGUGCAGAGCGUCAUUGGCAGAGUGGACGUGGAUGACACAGGUACCCUGAGUAUUUCAGAGUUCCGAAAGAUGAUUCGCAUGCUGGAAGAACGUGAAUCCAAUGUCUACAGACAGGCCUUCCGGGAGAAUGCCAAGGCUGAGAGCAUCAGCGUCACUACAGCCCAGGAGAUCGCACGGAAAAUGGGCUCUCAGUUGCAGAGGCAGCACCUGGUGUUUGACGAGAGUGUUGAUGAGGCAGAGAUACACAUUACUGAGGAGGCCUUCACUCGUGCCUGCAGUAACCUUUCGCAGGAGAUGCGAGAGAUCUACCGGCAGAACGGAGGCUUCAGCACUGAAGAACUGAAGGAGUUGCAGGUGAUGUUCGACAGAUACGACUCAAGGAAGAUUGGAAAGAUAGCCAACAAGGACUUGGUUCGCUUGGUGGAGACGGUUUGCCCCUCGUUGGCGCGAGAGAAGUCCUUGCGGCCGCAACUCCAAGAUAUGAUGCAGGCUUGCCAGGAGUUCAAGGGCUGCCUCCGUUUCAAAGAUUUCUUGAAGCUCAUGCGCCUGAUCUCAGACUUUCAGGACAAAGAACGGGCUCAAACAGAGGCUACCUGUAUCAAGAACACAGGUUUUAACAGCUCAGAAGUGCAAGACUUCCGGGAGCUUUUCUUGGAAAUGGACGAAGGUUAUGGCGUUGUAACCUUUGAAUCCUGCCGCAGCAUGAUCCAUGCGAUCACACCUUUGGGUGAUAACCUCACCCACCAGCUGAAGCGCAUUUUUGACAUCCAGACCAGGAAAAAGGUCCAGAAUGGACGAGGCAACACUGAUGAAGCGGACUUUCCUGAGUUCCUGCUUUUGAUGAAGCAGCUGCUGGACAUGAACUUUGCGAAAUUACGGGAGAAAAUUGGCUUUGACCGCUGA
Cladocopium goreaui is the source of this 5850-nucleotide messenger RNA. The record is from the annotation of a GenBank genome assembly. Lineage: Eukaryota; Dinophyceae; Suessiales; Symbiodiniaceae.